AUGCAGCAGCGCAGAUCAAAGACCUGGCCGCCGCCCACCACCAGCCACCCACAGGCGUGCCGCAACGUCGAGGAGCCGAUGGGAGGCGGGAAGGCAGUAGCGCAGAUCAAGGACCUAGCUGCCGCCCACCACCAGCCACCACUGACGUGCCGCAACGUCGAGGAGGAAUGCUGGAGAUGGGCGGAGCUCGUGUUGUCCUUGGGAUCAAAACUUUGUGAAACUCAGAAAAAGAAUCAUCUGGAGCUGAAGGGAUAUGAUUUGGACGACACACAGCUUGUGAAAAAGGUCAUUGGCAUUUCCCGUAGGGAUAUGGUUUCAAUGCUGGAUAUCAUCCAGUUGUCAAGUGGCAGUGAUGCUAGUUCAGGUGUUGAACAUGUUACCGACAAAGGAGUGAGGUUUGCAACUAAGGCAUUUCCAAACUUAAUUUUGGUUCGUCUGAUGGGAUGCCCGAUGAUCACGGACAAUGGCAUUCUUGAGAUCUCUAGAAGAUGCAGCGCAUUUAGCUCCCUCCACAUCGAGGAUUGCCCAUCCAUCACUGUUGCAUCCUUGCAGACUCUGGUGAAGCACGCUAAGAGACUCUCCUUUCUUUCCUUGGAUGCGUGCCCUCAAAUCUCGAGCAAUGCUAUCGUCUCCUUCAUGACCGAGAAGCCUGGUUUGGCCAGUGUGGAGCUCCAUAGCAUGGAUGUGGUACAGCAGAGUGCAGGAUCAGAAAUGGAAACAGCAAUGAUGUAUGUUCAUCUUGAGCUUCCACUGCUCAAGUGUCUAGUGAUCUGGGGCAGCACUGUGAAUCACCUUGACCUUAUACGUUUGCUGGGACCGAACACGACGCUCCAGAGCCUCAAUCUCGGAAGGGUCAGUUUCUCCUCUUAUGAGGGCUUGAUGAAGGUACUCUAUUGGUGUCAGGAGACCAUGGAAGAACUUACACUUGAAAAGUGCACUUUUGACGAGGCAUCGCCGCCCGGACUAGCCGACGACAUUGUUCCCCAGGACUGCCCGCAGAUGCGGAUGAUCAGGCUGGACGACUGCACAAACAUCGCAGACCGGUUCCUGUCGUGGCUCGCCAAAGCCUGCCCCGAGCUCAUGGAACUCAGCUACGCCAGGAUCGAGCACAAGAACGUCAUCAGUUCCCAACUCUUUGACGUCAUGUGCCGCUGCAAGAUGAUCACCAAGAUGGACCUGAGCUGGUGCGGAGGGGACGACGCCGCGGCCGACUACGUGAUCUCCUUGCUGGGGAAUACUCUCCAGGAGCUCGUCCUGGAUGGAUGGGCGCAGUUCAUUGGCCACCUCGAGGAGCCUCUCGGCAGGCGCUGCCCCAAGCUGGCGAGACUCAGCUUGUGCUAUACGGCCGUCGACGACUUUGCUCUGCGGCGCAUGAUGUCCAAGAAACUGCGGUAUCUUGAAGAGAUUGUGCUGGUGGGAACUAUGGUCACCGACGAGGCAAUGCAGUUGCUGCAGUGGCGGCAAUUGCCUAGCCUCCGGAAAAUGGACGUGAGGGAUUGCCUCUGUGUCACCUCGCACGCCGACGCCGCGCACGACUUCUUUGAUACAUUCAGCACUGAAUGGAGUGGCCUCUAG
Molecule: messenger RNA, 1575 nt
Organism: Lolium perenne
Lineage: Eukaryota; Viridiplantae; Streptophyta; Magnoliopsida; Poales; Poaceae
Source: RefSeq, a predicted model, not a curated record